CUCUGUUUGUAAACAUUGUCGCAAGCAGUGUUGCCAGGUUGGGCCAGUUUUCACGCACUAUCUGGCAACCCUGGUCGCAAGUCGCGUUAUUCUAGUUUGUUCCACCGCAUGGAGACAGUGCGUUCAGACAAACAUGGCUUCUCACCGGGUCCUGGUCUAUGGAGGUAAAGGAGCUCUGGGCUCCCAGCUGGUGCAGCAUUUUAAAUCCAAAGGAUGGUGGGUGGGCAGCAUCGACAUGGCCCUUAACGAGGAGGCCAGUGACAACGUGCUGGUGAAGAGGUCUGAGUGCUUCAUGGAGCAGGCUGACCAGGUCACCGCCGACGUGGCCCAGUUGCUAGGGCAACAGAAGGUGGAUGCCAUUUUGUGCGUGGCGGGCGGCUGGGCAGGGGGAAAGUGCAGCUCCAAAGACCUGGUGAAGAACUCGGACCUGAUGUGGAAGCAGAGUGUCUGGACCUCCACCAUCUCCAGCCAGCUUGCCGCGCUGCACCUGAAGACCGGGGGCCUGCUGGCCCUGACGGGGGCCAAGGCCUGCCUGACCGGGACCCCAGGUAUGGUCGGUUAUGGGAUGGCGAAGGCUGCCGUCCAUCAGUUGUGUCGGAGCCUUGGGGAGAAGAACAGCGGCCUGCCAGCGGACGCCAUCGCCGUGGCAAUCCUACCGGUAACCUUGGAUACGCCGAUGAACAGGAAGUUCAUGCCGGAUGCAGACUUCGGUACCUGGACACCGUUGGAGUAUGUCUCUGAGAUGUUCUUCGGCUGGGCGAGCGGCGUCGAUCGCCCGGUGACUGGCAGCCUGGUACAGCUGAUCACCACUGGAGGGGCGACCGAGGCUGUGCCUGCACAGUAGAGAGAGAGACAGAUCUACGCGUCUUCAACCACCACCAGGACCUCUGCUGGCCCCACCUGUGUGUGUGUGUGUGUGUGUGUGUGUGUGUGUGUGUGUGUGUGUGUGUGUGUGUGUGUGUGUGUGUGUGUGUGUGUGUGUGUGUG
Molecule: messenger RNA, 987 nt
Organism: Gadus morhua (Atlantic cod)
Lineage: Eukaryota; Metazoa; Chordata; Actinopteri; Gadiformes; Gadidae
Gene: qdpra
Product: quinoid dihydropteridine reductase a
Exons: 9
Coding region: 134-844 (236 amino acids)
Biological process (GO): tetrahydrobiopterin biosynthetic process; L-phenylalanine catabolic process
Cellular component (GO): cytoplasm
Molecular function (GO): 6,7-dihydropteridine reductase activity; NADPH binding; NADH binding
Source: RefSeq, a predicted model, not a curated record